Molecule: messenger RNA, 2533 nt
Organism: Asparagus officinalis (garden asparagus)
Lineage: Eukaryota; Viridiplantae; Streptophyta; Magnoliopsida; Asparagales; Asparagaceae
Product: fimbrin-5-like
Exons: 15
Coding region: 280-2265 (661 amino acids)
Biological process (GO): actin filament bundle assembly; actin filament network formation
Cellular component (GO): cytoplasm; actin filament; actin filament bundle
Molecular function (GO): actin filament binding
Source: RefSeq, a predicted model, not a curated record
UAUCCUCAGUCUUCGCGGGUCCGCAAGAAUAAAUAAUCAUUAAAAAAAACUUAUUACUAAAUUAAAAAAAGAAACUUUUCUCCUUAUUUUUCUCCUGUCAUUUCUAUUCUUUCUUAAAUCUUUCAAUUUGGCACGAAAUCCCACGAGGGCCCCUCUCUCCUUUCCUUCCUCCUUCCCACAAGCCUGGACCUCUUUCAAACAAACAUAUAAACAGAACAAAGAGGAAGCUCUCAUGGAAAUGUGAGGGGAGCUAAUAGAGAAGAAGAAAAACUUUAAAAGAUGUCGGGUUUUAUUGGUGUUCUCGUCUCUGAUCCUUGGCUUCAAAGCCAAUUCACCCAAGUGGAGCUAAUGGGCCUCAAUUCCAAAUACCUCUCUACAAAGGGUGAAACAGGACAAAUCACAGUAGAAAAAAUGCCGCCUCUAAUGGCAAAGUUGAAGGGUCUUAAUAAUGUGCUCACCAAGGAAGAUAUCUCCACAAUCCUAGCCGAGUCAAAUCCUGACACAAGCAAGGAGAUAGAUUUUGAGUCAUUUCUUCGGGCCUAUUUGAAUCUUCAAUCUCGUGCAGCAGAAAAAGUGGGCGGUAAAAAGAAUACUACAUCUUUCUUGAAGGCCACAACAACAACGCUUCUCCACACCAUUAGUCAAUCUGAGAAAGCAUCUUAUGUGGCGCAUAUUAACAACCAUCUUGGAGAGGAUCGAUUCUUGAAGAAGUACUUGCCAAUAGAUCCAGCUACCAACGGGCUAUUUGACCUUGCUAAGGAUGGAGUGCUCUUAUGUAAAUUGAUCAAUGUGGCGGUUCCGGGAACAAUAGACGAGAGGGCUAUCAACACAAAACAAGAGCUGAAUCCAUGGGAGAGGAAUGAGAAUCACACUCUUUGUUUGAACUCUGCGAAGGCUAUUGGGUGCACUGUUGUCAAUAUUGGAGAACAGGAUCUUGUCGAAGGGAGGCCUCAUUUGCUACUCGGGCUGAUUUCUCAAAUAAUCAAGAUACAAUUAUUAGCUGAUCUGAAUCUCAAGAAGACGCCUCAGCUGGUGGAGCUAGUAGAAGAUGGCAAGGAUGUUGAGGAGCUAUUGAGCUUGCCACCGGAAAAGAUGUUACUAAAAUGGAUGAAUUUUCAUCUCCAGAAAGCAGGCUACAAGAAAACUGUAACCAAUUUUUCUUCUGAUGUGAAGGAUGGAGAGGCUUAUGCUUAUCUUCUUAAUGCUCUUGCACCUGAACAUAGCAGUACGGAAAUACUGGAUACCAAAGAUCCUACUGCAAGGGCACAAAUGGUAAUUGAACAAGCGGAAAAAUUGGAUUGCAAAAGAUACGUAACUCCAAAGGACAUUGUUGACGGUUCAAGUAAUCUGAAUCUUGCAUUUGUUGCACAAGUAUUCCAGCAUAGGAAUGGUCUAUCUGCAGAUACCAAAAAAAUUUCCGCUGCUCCCGUGGAUGAUGAUGUCCUGGUAUCUAGAGAAGAAAAGUCCUUCCGGAUGUGGAUUAAUAGUCUUGGCAUUGCUACAUAUGUUAAUAAUUUGUUUGAGGAUGUCAGAAAUGGGUGGGUCCUUUUGGAGGUUCUUGACAAAGUAUCUCCUGGAUCAGUUAAGUGGAAGCAGGCUUCAAAGCCUCCAAUUAAAAUGCCAUUCAGAAAGGUAGAAAAUUGCAACCAGGUCAUAAGGAUUGGAAAAGAAUUGAACUUUUCACUAGUAAAUGUAGCAGGAAAUGACAUCGUACAAGGAAACAAGAAGCUCAUUCUUGCUUUUCUAUGGCAGUUGAUGAGAUCAAAUAUUCUUAAACUCCUUAAGAACUUGCGAGGCCACUCCCUAGGAAAAGAGAUCACAGAUGUUGAUAUUCUAAAUUGGGCUAAUAGAAAGGUGAAAAAAUCUGGCAGAACUUCCCAAAUGGACAGUUUCAAGGACAGGAACCUGUCAAAUGGAAUAUUUUUCCUGGAGCUUCUCAGUGCUGUUAAACCUAGAGUUGUUAACUGGAAACUUGUUACAAAGGGCGAAGAUGAGGAGGACAAGAGACUGAAUGCUACUUAUAUAAUAAGUGUUGCUAGGAAGAUCGGUUGUUCUGUGUUCUUGUUGCCUGAAGACAUCAUGGAGGUAACUAGUAGCAUUACAAUUUCGCUUACAGCCAGCAUCAUGUACUGGAGCCUGCAAAAUCAACCUGCAGAUAACUCGGCCCCUCCAUCUCCACCCUCAGAGCCUUCUGCCGAUGGAGAAGAUGAAAGCGCUGUCACUGAAAGUGUUGAGAAUUUGACCAUCAAUGACACCUCUUCUUAGACUUGAGAAGCAGAAAAUAUCGUCGGAUAAUAUAUAUUGGUAGAAAGCAUAUGGUGUCUUCUCACACUGCUGAUAGAAAGAUGCCUCUUAUUUUGAUGUUUUAGUUUUUUUAUUUGAAUGUAAAAUCUAUUGUUUUGGUUAUUCGAAGAAAGAAAAGAAAAGAAUGUGAGUAUCGGCAUAAUUCACAGAUACUGGAUUAUGUUAUAAGUAUUUUUUUUGACAUUCAAUUUUGUUCAUCUAUUGAAGAAAAUCUUCCUGAAUUCGUUAA